AAUUACCGCUCUGAGUCGCAGCUCGCUGGCCAAUCAGAGGAGCCCGAGCCCGCCCCCCGCGCUGGACCUGGCGGCUGAUUUGCCGAGCACGGCGGAAUGCUCCCAACUGCAGGACAGCUGGGUGCUGGGCAGCGAUGCUGCGCUGCAGAGCAGACACUUCCUCUUUAAGACGGGAACAGGAAGUACGGCAUUCUUCGGCACGGCAACGCCUGGCUACACCAUGGCGACGGGGGCAGUCUACUCCACGCCCGCCCGGCCCCUCCCACGCAGCUCGCUCUCCAGGGGGGCCUUCAAGUUCAAGAAGUCCCCGCGCCACUGCUCCUGGAGGUGCACUGCCCUGGGCGCCGUGGGCGUGGCCACGCUGCUGUCACUCAUCCUCUGCUACUGCAUCGCGAUGCACAUUCUGGGUCUGAACUGGCAGCUGCAGGAGGAGAGCGGUCUGUUUGAGAACGGGGUCCGCCCGGCGCCCAGCUCGGCCAGCCUGGUGCCCCUGCUGACCGGAGAGCACGGGAGGAGUGGGGGUCUCCCUCCAGAGAACAGCUCCAUCGACACGGGGCUGGUGGUGGUGGGGCACCGCGUGGCCCAGGGUCUGCCGCCCGGGGUCUUCUGGAGGUCCCGCCUCACCAUGGCCACGCCCAGCUUCCUCAAGUUCAACAUCUCCGUCCAGAAGAACGCGCUGAUCGGGGUCUACGGCCGCAAGGGCCUGGCCCCGUCACACACACAGUAUGACUUUGUGGAGCUGCUGGACGGCAGCCGGCUGAUCGCUAAGGAGCGACGGCCCACCAGCGAGCCAGUGUCGGUCCACCAGGCGGGCUUCAUCCAGCACCUGGACCCGGGGGUCUGGCACCUGGCCUUCUACAACGACGGCCGCGGCGUGGAGGCCGUGUCCUACAACACCAUCGUCCUGGACUCGGUCAUGGAGUGCCCCCACAGCUGCUAUGGCAACGGGGAGUGUGUGGCGGGCUCCUGUCACUGCUUCCCCGGGUUCAUGGGCCCCUACUGCUCCCGCGCGGCCUGCCCGGUGCUCUGCAGUGGUAACGGUCAGUACACCCGGGGCCGCUGCCAGUGCUUCAGCGGUUGGAAGGGGACGGAAUGCGACGUCCAGACCGCCCAGUGCCUGGACCCCCAGUGCGGGGGGCACGGCGCCUGCGUGGGGGGCGAAUGCGUCUGCAACGCCGGUCGCAAGGGGAACUACUGCGAACAAGUGGACUGCAUGGAUCCGGUGUGUGCCGGUCAUGGAGCCUGUCAUCACGGGGAAUGCCACUGCAACCCGGGCUGGGGGGGGGCCGUCUGCGAGGUCCUGAAGACCACCUGUCCCGAGCAAUGCUCCAGCCAUGGGACCUUCAGCACCGAGUCGGGGAACUGCGUGUGUGACGCCAAGUGGACGGGCGUGGACUGCUCCGUGGAGCUGUGCGUGGUGGACUGCGGGGCCCACGGCGUGUGCCUGAGCGGCUCGUGCCACUGCGAGGAGGGCUGGGCGGGGCCCGAGUGCCUGCAGAGGGACUGCCACCCCCGCUGCAUCGACCACGGAGUGUGCAGGGAGGGCAAGUGUGACUGCCACCAGGGCUGGACCGGGGAGCACUGCACCAUAGACGGCUGUCCCGGACUCUGUAACAACAACGGGAGGUGUGUCCUGGACCACAACGUCUGGCACUGCGUCUGCCAGGGCGGCUGGAGGGGGCUGGGCUGCCACGUCGCCACGGAAACGCUCUGCUCCGACGGCAAGGACAACGAGGGGGAUGGGCUGGUGGACUGUCUGGACCCUGACUGCUGUCCCCAGCCCGCCUGCCAGAAGCAGCCGUCCUGCCAGGGGGCCCCGGACCCCGUUGUCCUAGCGACCCAGGGUCAGGGGUCCGCCUUCCCCCAGCCAACCGCCAGGAGCUUCUACGACCGCAUCAGCUUCCUGAUUGGUCCUGGCGGCAGUCAUGUGAUCCCUGGCAGCAACCCCUUCAACAGCAGCCUGGUGUCGGUGAUCCGGGGUCAGGUCGUCACGGGCGAUGGGACCCCGCUGAUCGGAGUCAACGUGUCGUUCCUCAGAUACCCGGAAUACGGACACACCCUGACCCGGGAGGACGGCAUGUUCGACCUGCUGGCCAAUGGCGGGGCUUCUCUGACGCUGAGCUACGCCCGGGCCCCGUUCCCGUCGCUGCAGCGUACCGUCUGGGUGCCCUGGUCCGUGUUCCACGUCAUGGAGACGGUGGUGAUGAAGAGGGAGCACAACGACAUCCCGAGCUGCUACCUGACUGGCCUGCUCUGGCCCCUCCCCCUCAUCCUGACCACGCCCCUCUCCACCCUCUACAAGACGUCUGCAGAGGACAGCCCCAUCAUACCUGAGACACAGGUGCUCCAUGAGCAGGUGGCCAUCCCGGGCAGCGAGCUGAACCUGGUGUACCUGAGCUCCAGGGCUCCGGGCUACAAGCCCAUCCUGAAGAUCCUGCUGACCCAGGAGAGGCUGCCCUUCGGCCUGAUGAAGGUGCACCUCAUGGUUGCCGUGAUGGGCCGGCAGUUCCAGAAGGCCUUCCCCGCCUUCCCCAACCUGUCGUACACCUUCAUCUGGGACAAGACGGACGCAUACGGCCAGAAGGUGUACGGCCUGGCCGAGGCCAUGGUGUCGGUGGGUUACGAGUACGAGUCCUGCCUGGACGUGGUUCUGUGGGAGAGGAGGACCGCCGUGCUCCAGGGCUACGAACUUGACGCCUCCAACAUCGGAGGAUGGAUGCUGGACAGACAUCACGUCCUGGACGUCCAGAACGGCAUCCUCUACAAGGGCAGCGGGGAGAACCAGUUCAUCUCGCUGCAGCCUCCCGUCAUCUCCACGGUGAUGGGCAACGGCCGGCGCCGCAGCAUCUCCUGCCCCAGCUGCAACGGGCAGGCGCAGGGCAACAAGCUGCUGGCCCCCGUGGCGCUGGCCUGGGGCAUCGACGGCAGCCUCUACGUCGGCGACUUCAACUACAUCCGCCGCAUCUACCCGUCGGGGAAUGUGACAAGCGUCAUGGAGCUCAGAAACAAAGACUUUAGACACAGCAACAACCCGGCCCACCGCUACUACCUGACCACCGACCCGGUGUCGGGCCAGCUCUACGUGUCCGACACCAACUCCAGGAGGAUCUACCGGCCCCGGGUCCUGGGGGGCACCAAGGAGCUGACGGCCAACGCCGAGGUGGUGGCCGGCACCGGGGAGCACUGCCUGCCCUUCGACGAGAACCACUGCGGGGACGGCGGCAAGGCCCCGGAGGCCUCACUCACCGGACCCAAAGGCAUCGCGGUGGACCGGAACGGCCUCAUCUACUUCGUGGACGGGACCACCAUCCGCAAGGUGGACCAGAACGGCAUCAUCUCCACCUUCCUGGGCUCUAACGACCUGACGUCGCCGCGACCGCUCACCUGCGACAGCAGCAUGGAUAUCAAUCAGGUGAUCCUGGAGUGGCCGACGGACCUGGCCGUGAGCCCCAUGGACAACUCUCUGUAUGUGCUGGACAGCAACAUCGUGCUGCGCAUCACGGAGGCGGGCCAGGUGAGCAUCGCGGCCGGGCGGCCCCUCCACUGCCCGCUGUCCGGGGGCGAGCCCCGCCCGGGCGCCGGCCAGCGGGCGCGGUUCAGCCCCCUGGAGAACGCCGUGUCGCUGGCCGUGUCAUACCAUGGGGACUUCUACGUGGCCGAGACGGACGAGCGACGCUUCAGCCGGAUCCGCCGCGUGUCGGUGGGCGGGGAGAUCACGCACCUGGCCGGCGCCGCCUCCGACUGCGACUGCAAGAACGACGCCAACUGCGACUGCUACCAGAGCGGGGACGGAUACGCCAAGGACGCCCGGCUCAACGGGCCGUCCUCGCUGGUGGCGGCGCCCGACGGGACGCUGUACGUGGCCGACCUCGGGAACAUCCGGAUCCGGGCGGUCUCCAGGAACGGGCCCGCCCUGGGCUCCACGGCCAGCACCUACGAGGUGGCAUCGCCGGACGUCCAGGAGCUGUACGUGUUCGACCUGAACGGGACGCACCAGCACACGGCCAGCCUGCUCACCGGCGAGCCCAAGUUCUCCUUCAGCUACAGCACCGACAACGACGUCACCGCCGUCACCGACAGCAACGGCAACACCCUGCGGAUCCGACGGGACCCCAACCGGACCCCGGUGCGGAUCGUCGCUCCCGACAACCAGGUGAUCUGGCUUGCGAUGGGCACGAACGGGGGGCUGAAGACGCUGACCGCCCAGGGCAUGGAGUUGGUGCUGCUCACCUACCAUGGCAACAACGGCCUCCUGGCAACCAAGACCUCGGAGAUCGGCUGGACCACCUUCUAUGACUAUGACAGCGAAGGGCGGCUCAUGAACGUGACGUUUCCCACGGGAACGGUGAAUAACUUGUACACCGACUUGAACAGCGCUCUCACGGUGGACAUCGAGAGCUCCCUGACUGACGAGGAAAUCAGCAUAACGACCAACACGUCCACACUGCAAGCCUUCUACACGCUCACUCAAGACCAGUGUAGGAGCAGCUACCAGGUGGGCUUUGACAACUCCCUGAGGAUCUCCUACGCCAACGGGAUGGACACCCACUACCAGACCGAGCCUCACAUCCUGGCCGGCGCCGCCAACCCCACCGUAGCACGCCGCAACAUGAGCCUACCCGGAGACACCGGCCAGAACCUGGUCGAGUGGCGCUUCCGAAAGGAGCAGAGUCGUGGGAAGGUCAUUGUGUUCGGACGCAAACUCAGAGUCAACGGUCGGAACAUCCUGUCCGUGGACUACGACCGCACGCUGCGGACGGAGAAGAUCUACGACGACCACAGGAAGUUCCUGCUGAAGAUCAUCUACGACGCCACAGGCCAGCCAGUGGUGUGGGUGCCCAGCAGCAAGCUGCUGCCCGUCAACGUGAGCCGCAGCAGCAGCGGCCAGAUCACCGUCCUCCAGAGAGGGCCCACGGUGGAGCGGGUGGAGUAUGACGCCCAGGGACGCCUGGUCUCCAGGGUGUUCGCCGACGGACGCACCUGGAGCUACACCUACCUGGAGAAGUCCCUGGUGCUGUUGCUCCACAGCCAGCGUCAGUACAUCUUCGUGUUCGACUCCCUGGACCGGCUCUCUGCGGUCACCAUGCCCAGCGUGGCGCGCUACUCCAUGCAGACGCUGCGCUCCGUGGGCUACUACCGCAACCUGUACCACCCCCCGGAGAGCAACGCCUCGGUGGCCGUGGACUACAGCGAGGACGGCCUCCUGCUGAGGGUGGCCCACCUUGGCACGGGCCGGCGCGUGCUCUACCGCUACCGCCGCUUCAACAAGCUGUCGGAGAUCCUGUACGACUCCACGCGCGUCAGCUUCACCUACGACGAGACGGCGGGCGUGCUCAAGACGGUCAACCUGCAGAACGAGGGCUUCAUCUGCACCAUCCGCUACCGGCAGGUGGGCCCGCUCAUCGACCGGCAGAUCUUCCGGUUCAGCGAGGACGGCAUGGUGAACGCCCGCUUCGACUACACCUAUGACAGCAGCCUGCGCGUCACCAGCGUGCAGGGGGUCAUCAACGAGACGCCGCUGCCCAUCGACCUCUACCAGUUCGACGACAUCUCGGGGAAGAUCGAGCAGUUCGGCAAGUUCGGCGUGAUCUACUACGACAUCAACCAGAUCAUCUCCACCGCCGUCAUGACCUACACCAAGCACUUCGACGCCCACGGCCGCAUCAAGGAGAUCCAGUACGAGAUCUUCCGCUCCCUCAUGUACUGGAUCACCUUCCAGUACGACGACGUCGGCCGCGUCAUCCGCCGCGAGAUCAAGAUCGGCCCGUUUGCCAACACCACGCAGUAUGCCUACGAGUACGAUGUGGACGGCCAGCUGCAGGCCGUCUACCUCAACGAGAAGGCCACCUGGCGCUACACCUACGACCUCAACGGGAACCUGCACCUGCUCAACCCGGGGAACAGCGCCCGGCUGCUGCCGCUGCGCUACGAUCUGCGGGACCGCAUUACGCGGCUGGGCGACGUGCAGUAUCGCCUGGACGAGGACGGCUUCCUGCGCCAGCGCGGCUCCGACAUCUUCGAGUACAACUCCAAGGGGCUGCUGGUGAGGGUGUACAGCAAGGCCGGCGCCUGGAGCGUGGUGUACCGCUACGACGGGCUGGGUCGCCGCGUCUCCACCAAGACCUCCACCGGCCCCCACCUGCAGUACUUCUACGCCGACCUCAGCUACCCGGCCCGCAUCACGCACGUGUACAACCACUCCAGCUCCGAGAUCACCUCGCUGUACUAUGACCUGCAGGGACACCUGUUUGCCAUGGAGAUCAGCAGCGGUGAGGAGUUCUACAUCGCCUGCGACAACACUGGCACGCCGCUGGCCGUGUUCACCAGCGACGGGCUGCUGGUGAAGCAGGUGCAGUACACGGCCUACGGGGAGGUCUACUUCGACUCCAACCCCGACUUCCAGCUGGUGCUGGGCUUCCACGGGGGGCUCUACGACCCCCUGACCAAACUGCUGCACUUCGGGGAGCGGGACUACGACAUCAUGCCCGGGCGCUGGACCGUCCCCGACAUCAGCACCUGGCAGAGGGUCAGCAAGGAGCCUGUGCCCUUCAACCUCUACAUGUUCCAGAGCAACAACCCCAUCAGCAAGGUGCUGGAGCUCCGGGAGUAUGUGGCCGAUGUGAACAGCUGGCUAGUGACCUUUGGGUUCCACCUCCACAACACCAUCCCCGGCUUCCCCGUGCCCAAGUUCGACCUCAGCGUGCCGUCCUACGAGCUGAAGAAGAGCCAGCUCUGGGAUGACCUGCCGGCCAUCUCGGGCGUCCAGCGGGAGGUGAACCGGCAGGCCGUUUCGCUGCUGUCCUUCGAGCGGCUGCCCGAGGUGCGCUACGCCCGGGGGCGGCGCGGCGAGAAGCCCUGGCUCUGGUUUUCGGCGCCCUCCUCCCCCAUCGGCCGAGGCGUCAUGUUCGCCGUGUACAAGGGCAGCGUGCACACGCACGCGCUCAACGUGGCGGGCGAGGACUGCGUGAAGGUGGCCUCCAUCCUCAACAACGCCUUCUACCUGGAGGACCUGCACUUCACCCUGGAGGGCCGUGACACCCACUACCUGGUGAAGCCCGGCCUCCCUGACACCGACCUGGCCGCGCUGCACCUGACCAGCGGCCACCGCACGCUGGAGAACGGCGUCAACGUCAGCGUGAGCCAAUCCACCACCGUGCUGGACGGACGCACGCGGCGCUUCGCCGACGUGGAGGUGCGGCGCGGCGCCCUGGCGCUGCACGUGCGCUACGGCUCCACGGUGGAUGAGGAGAAGGGCCGUGUGGUGGAGCUGGCCCGACAGGCGGCGCUGGCGGGGGCCUGGGCCCGGGAGCAGCAGCGGGUGAGGGAGGGGGAGGAGGGGGCGCGGCCCUGGACCGAGGGGGAGAAGAGGCAGCUCCUCAGCAGCGGGAAGGUGCUAGGCUACGACGGCUACUUCGUGCUCUCCAUCGAGCAGUACCCCGAGCUGGCCGACAGCGCCAACAACAUCCACUUCCUCAGGCAGAGCGAAAUCGGGAAGAGGAGGUAACACAGAGGAGGAGGAGGAGGAGCAGAGGGCCUCGAGUAGAGGAGGAGGAGCAGAGGGCCUCCAGUAGAGGAGGAGGAGGAGGAGCAGAGGGCCU
Messenger RNA from Gadus chalcogrammus (walleye pollock), 7598 nucleotides. Its product is annotated as teneurin-3. The record is from RefSeq and is a predicted model, not a curated record. Gene Ontology annotation, biological process: neuron development; heterophilic cell-cell adhesion; signal transduction. Lineage: Eukaryota; Metazoa; Chordata; Actinopteri; Gadiformes; Gadidae. Gene Ontology annotation, cellular component: neuron projection; membrane. Bases 221 to 7504 code for a protein of 2427 amino acids. The transcript has 26 exons. Gene Ontology annotation, molecular function: protein homodimerization activity; cell adhesion molecule binding; protein heterodimerization activity.